Chilo suppressalis (striped riceborer) is the source of this 1018-nucleotide messenger RNA. The record is from the annotation of a GenBank genome assembly. NCBI's taxonomy places the organism in Eukaryota, Metazoa, Arthropoda, Insecta, Lepidoptera, Crambidae.
GUUUGAUUUGAAGUUAGUAAUAAAUAAUUUGAUGACGAUACUCUAGAAUUUGUUAUUUAUGGGUUCGGGUGGCAGCAAAAUUAUUAGUACAGCGAAAAUGGGGAAUCCAGAGGUCCAACAAUUCAUCAAAGCUGCAAUAACCCAAGACAAAGUAGUAAUUUUCUCAAAGUCGUAUUGCCCUUACUGCAAAUUGGCUAAAGAUGUAUUCAACAAGGUUAAACAGCCUUUCAAAGUGUUUGAAUUGGAUCAGCAGGAUGACGGUGAUACUAUCCAAGACAACUUGGCACAAAUAACAGGAUUUAGAACAGUGAGUAAUACAAUUUUUUCAUGAAUCACUCCAUAUUAGUCAUGUUCGUCUAUUAUCAGAAGUGUCUGAACCAGCCACUAAUAGAAUUUUGUCAUAUCUAUGUAAUCUAGUCCUAAUGCAAAUUAUGGCCUCAAUUUUGAUAAGAUUAUACUUACAGGAUGGCAGAGCUUCUAUAGCGCGACUACAUAAAAUAGAUAAUUCUAAAUAGGUUCCACAAGUGUUCAUUAACGGAAACUGCGUUGGCGGUGGUUCAGAUGUGAAAGCAUUGUAUGAUGCUGGAAAACUGGAAUCGAUGUUGAUUGGAUAAGAUAUUAUUACUAUGAUAUAUUAUCAAUACAUGCAAAUGAAAUGUUAUAUAUGCUAUUGCUUCACAAAUUAUUGUAAAUGUGUAUGUAUUUUAUCAAUUAAGUAAACAGCGCUACUUGUGAUUGUAAAUUAUAGUACUUAACCUAUGAAAUUAAAAAAAAAGUAAAAUUGAAGUGUAAUCAUUCAAUCUGUAAGACAUCUUUCUUUAUAAAACUUUUUAGUAUAUUUAGAAAGUAAAGUAAACAUUGUAUAUUUUUUUGUAUUGUGGGCUACCUACAAUGUGGAGAGAUGGUGCUGCCUUGCAGCCUACGAAAUACUAGAAUGAAUUCGACACGGCCGUGAGGGCGGCGGUAGCAUAAUGGUCAGAGCAUCCGCCCGGAUAGCGGAGGUUGCGGCUUCGAGUCC